UCAGCGCACAAAGCAGAGCGCUCUUACAGAAGAAGUGAGAGUAGAAUUAGAGGAAGAGGCUUGUGGAAAAAGGAACAAAAUAAAGAAAUAAAAGGAAACUCAACAGCCUCGCUGAUGAUCACCCACCAUCUUUAAAAACAUAUUUUGAGAGAGAGAGAGAAAGUAAAUUCGUCAGCAUGAUGAAGUUGGGGUGUUGCCUCUGCUUCCUUGUUCUAGCAAUUUCUUCUCUUUCCAGAGGAGAAAAAAAUACUACUGUUGAAAAUAACGUGGAAUAUGCAGAUCCCUCUGUACAGCCGACGCCACCUCCACAUCCGGCGGAUGAAGCUCAAAAUGAAGCUGUUCGUUCCACGUCGCCCUCCCCUUCUCUUCAUACAUCAUCAAAUGUAACAGAUCUGCUGCCAAAUGCCACUAUGAUUCAAGAAAAGGGUUAUAUUCUUCAUGGUGAUGGUAAUGACACUGACACAAAGAAGAACAUCAGUGGCAGCACUGCAGUAGAGGAGACAACCACGUUUGCCGGGAAGGAGGAUGAAAAUGGCGAUGUGAUGACUACGUCUAUGGCAAUGGCCAGUACCACAUUAGACCCAGAUGAAAUUGAAGGCACUCAUUCGCACUGGGCUUAUGUGAUCCUGGCUUUUAUCAUCCUGGUGAUCAUUAUUCUGAUUAUUAUUCUCUACAUGCUCAGGAAAGUCUCCAGGUCGUACUCGUUUGACCUCCAGCGUCCGGUUCACAGCAACCAUCAUGAUGAACCCACCGGAACCUUUGAGCCAGUCUACCUGGAUGACCUGGAUCGACCAACCCCUAAAGACCAAGUGACCACCGAUGACCUUUCACCUCCUCCAGUAACCAAUGGCACAACUCUACAGUCAGAGGAAAAGGGCUCCAAUGGAGACAAUGCUACACAGGAACAGCCAGACGCAAAUGGUCCUGAGACUACGGUCACCAUUGACACCAGUCCCUCGCCGGGUGACGAUGUAGCUGACAAGACAUCCAGCCCUUUGAGCAACACCGACCUGUUCUUCGACGCUAUAGGGGAGGAGCAGCAGAACGAAAACAACAACAACCCAUCGGUUUGCUCCAGGGACCCGUUCGUGGAAAUCAACCUCGAUGACCCCGCGUGGUGCGAUCAGCUCCUCACCUCUCCUGAAGCUCCUUCUUCCGUCCUCCCGUUCUCUCCUUUCUCCUUCUCCUCCUCCUCCUCCUCUUCUUCUUAACAUCUUCACUGGUGACCCCUCAGCUCAACAUGGGGGCAACAACUGUCUAUAAAAUAUCUACAAAGAUUUAGAUCUUUUUAUUCCCAUUCUGCUCAGAACUAGUCGGGAUUACUCGGUAGAUAUCAGUGUAUAAAUCUCAACCAACAUGCUGUAAAUACAUUUGUUGUGGUGCAUUCAGACUGGAACAACAAAACACACUGACAGUAUAUCUAUAGGUCAAACAACAGUCAGUUUAGUUAAUAUGAACUAACUGUUAGUUAACUAUUCAGUAGUGUCUUCAAAUUGAAUGAGCAGCCUGCAUCUUCUGAUGGAGCUAUAUUAUAUGCACUGUUUCUCAAACUACAAAAAUAUGUUGCAAGCAAGAUAUUAAAUGGAUCUGUAUGUCUGCUGUCUGACAAAAUAAUGUUUUAACUGCACAACUAUAGAGCCACAGUUACUGUAAAUAUGUUAUCUAGUAUAGAAUAUGGGUGAGUGAGUUCAGUACUCUUCAAAUUCUACAUUUUAAAUCAGAAUUUUGUGAGGUUUGAAUGUUUCUGUGUAUUAUACUAGGCAUUGAAAUGCUUGGACAUUUGUACAAUUUUCAGUAUUUGUUUUUACUGACACUUUUUUAUGAAUAGAUUUUUUGAACAAAAUAAUGCAAGAGAAAUUAAUACAAAAUACUUUUCACUGCUGUCAUUUUUCUUUAUGUAGGAAACAUUUUAUACCGUGAUAUAAAAAUAUGUAAC
Morone saxatilis (striped sea-bass) is the source of this 1936-nucleotide messenger RNA. RefSeq lists its product as uncharacterized. The coding region runs from base 177 to 1211 and encodes 344 amino acids. The record is from RefSeq and is a predicted model, not a curated record. NCBI's taxonomy places the organism in Eukaryota, Metazoa, Chordata, Actinopteri, Moronidae. The transcript has 10 exons.